Tribolium madens (black flour beetle) is the source of this 1774-nucleotide messenger RNA. Its product is annotated as nuclear RNA export factor 2-like. Gene Ontology annotation, cellular component: nucleus. Gene Ontology annotation, molecular function: RNA binding; protein binding. The record is from RefSeq and is a predicted model, not a curated record. The coding region runs from base 189 to 1730 and encodes 513 amino acids. Lineage: Eukaryota; Metazoa; Arthropoda; Insecta; Coleoptera; Tenebrionidae. Gene Ontology annotation, biological process: poly(A)+ mRNA export from nucleus. The transcript is spliced from 9 exons.
CCCGCAUGUGCACUGUGUCCACGUGUUUAGAAUUAUUAAUUAUGAUUAAUUAUCAGUUUUUACUUCGUGAUAAAAUACUUUUCUUGAUGAUUUUGCAGAUUUUCUAUAGUAAUCUUUUGAUACAAAAGUGUUGACUCGGUUUGUAAUGUCAACACUUUUUACGACAACACUCAACUUUCAGCUACAACAUGGACUUUAAAACAGUUACCCCAUCCCCAGAUGCUAUAACCCUCAAUGAAAUAAAUGUUUGUUUAAUUAACCAAUGUAAAGCGCUUCUAGAUGUCAAGACAUACUGGCACAAAUUCUAUAUUAUAGAAACUUAUGGUUUAACGCGUAACUUAGUAUUAAAAACUCUCUUAGAACACAUACAACCUUUAGAACUUAUCCCCUUGUGUUACACAGAAGAAGGCAAAGGUGCAUACUUUUUUGCAAGAAAUUGUAGCCAAGUUAUUAAAAAAUUUUGUAGUGACAAAUUAACAGUACAUAACCCAUUUGACUUUAGGAAACCUUUCAAGCUAAAAAUAGCCCUGAAAUAUACCACCACUUGUAAUGUAAAAGUAGACCACUACUGUAGAAAUGUUCUGAAAGUUUUACAAAAACGUCUCAAAUCACACAUUUUGUGUUUAAAUAAUUUUGUGGAAGAUCCAGAUUUGAAUGACUUUCUUCUAUUAUCAGAACCAAAACUUCUAGCUUUUGUAUUAAAUGUCGCAAAAAUUUUAAAACCUAAAAUCAUCAAGUUGUGUAACAAUGAAAUUAAAUCGUUGGAGGCUCUAAGAGUUUUACCUGCGCAAAGUAUUAACGCAUUGGAUUUAAGAAAUAAUUUAAUCACAAAUCUUACUGAAUUAAAACAUUUAUCGAUUUUCGAUAUUACUGAAUUGUGGUUGGAAGGAAAUCCUCUGUGCGAUUUGUAUGACGAAUAUAAUUACGUGGAACAAAUAAUUAAAUACUGUCCAAAAAUCGAAAAACUUGAUGGUUUUUUACUGAGGCAAAAUGGAGUUCCUUCAUUUAGAAGAAAUUUCUUAUGUGAUGUUUCAGCAUAUGACGUUAUUGAUCAGUUUUUGGAAGAUUAUUUUCCAACUUACGAUUCCAAAGACCUUGCUAAACUUGAGUCAUUUUAUCACAAAGAUGCCUUAUUUUCUAUGACGGCGGAACAGUUUCACAAUCAAGUUUCAUCAGCAACUUCGCAUAUCAAAUCAUACAAACAAUACUCCAGGAAUUUGAUGGAUACACCAAACCGGGACUCCAAUUUAUACAUUGGAAGUCGUGAAAUAGUCAAAUUAUUUGAGUUGUUACCACAUUGUGAACAUGAUCCUUACUCGUUCACAGUUGAUGUGAUGCAUUACUCUAAGAAACUUGCCAUUAUUAUUGUAACGGGAGUCUUUAUGGAAAUCCCUUAUGUUAAAAGAAUUUUAGGAUUUAACAGAUAUUUCAUUCUGGAAUGUCGGGAUAAAAAUUUUCGUAUUGCAAACGAGCAACUUCACAUAUUUAACGCUUUAAGUUCCCAACAAGCCAAGGCAUUUAAAAAACCGAGAGUUUUGCAAGAACCUCGAAAUGAGACUCAGAAGAACCAAAUGUUGAACACAUUUGCCAUUAUUACAAAUCUGACCAAAGAAUGGGCCAAAAUAGUUUUAGAAGAGUGUCACUACAAUUUGAAGCAUGCCUUGUUAGUUUUUAUAGAUUUGUAUAAAAGUGAUAAAAUCCCAUCUCACGGGUUUAAGACUUAUGAUUAAUGUUUUUAAGUAUCAUUGUUACAUUGAAUAAAUUCUGGUAUGUU